Seriola dumerili (greater amberjack) is the source of this 2389-nucleotide messenger RNA. Its product is annotated as GRAM domain-containing protein 2B-like. Bases 80 to 1507 code for a protein of 475 amino acids. The record is from RefSeq and is a predicted model, not a curated record. NCBI's taxonomy places the organism in Eukaryota, Metazoa, Chordata, Actinopteri, Carangiformes, Carangidae. The transcript is spliced from 14 exons.
UGGAGCUCCUCUGUCACAUGAGGGAACGAGGGCGGCGGUGGGAAGCGGUGUCGGGAGAUGUGCUGUGAAAUGUAAAAAGAUGGUACUGAUGACGGAGCAGGCGGACAGACCUCUGACCCCGUUAUCUACACCGGAGCAACUUUCCAGCAGGGACUCCCGCGGGAUUCGCUCGACGUCUGAGGUGGAGAAUGGGGGUGAGAGGAGGCGAGGACGGUCACCUGUAGACCUCCACCUGGGUCUGGACACAGAGUCCGAGCCGUCAGAGAGCAGGAAGAAACCAGCCAGCAAGAGACUCAAACCUGUGGAGCAGCUUUCACCGAUGCUGAGUCCAAGUGACUUUGAAACUAAGUUUGAAAGGAAGAAAUCGCAGCCCAGUCAGUUAUCAAAGACAAAUGCUCAGUAUCAUAAGUUAUUCAAGGAAGUCAGCAAAGAUGAGUCACUCAAACAAAGUUACACUUGUGCCCUGCAGAAAGACAUGUUGUAUCAGGGCAAAAUGUUCGUCUCUGAUAACUGGAUCUGUUUCCACUCCAAAGUCUUCGGCAGAGACACGAAGAUUUCAAUCCCAGCGGUGUCCGUGACAUUCAUCAAGAAAACCAAAACUGCAUUAUUAGUGCCAAACGCUCUUGUGAUUGAAACUACAAGUGACCAGCACGUGUUCGUGUCCCUCCUGUCUCGAAACACCACCUACAAACUCCUGAGAUCCAUCUGCAUCCACCUGGAGGUGGAUAAGACCUGCAACAGCCCCGUCACCUCGUCCUGUGACAGCAGCUUCAGAGUGAACUGCCCGUCGGCGCUUCCUCUGGACUUUUCCAGAGACUUCUCCGACCUGGACGGCGUCGUGCAGCAGCGGCGGCAGGAGAUGAUGGAGAGCAGCAGCUCCGGGUCUCAGACUCCAGACUAUGACAAACUAACCGACUUCGGCGGCCUCCCCGACACGUUUCUGAGCGCAGUGAAGAGCGGAGAGGUUUCGGUCCACGCCGACAUCCACCUGCAGACUCCGGGCCAAAAACACAGAGCCGCCCUCAACAACGGUUCAGCCAAACCAACCCGUGGAGACAAAUCCUCACAGUCGGUGUCGCUACACGCCAUCCUCCUCAUCUAUUUGGUUUUAGUCGGUGUUCUUGUCUUGUCCUCCUGUUACAUGGCUUUCAAGAUUGUGGCUCUGGAGCAUCGCCUGAACUCCCUGGUGUCGGUGGGGGAGAACAUUCGGAACGAGAACGCAGUGAGCCGCAGGUCUCAGGAUGAAGUGAACGCUGAGAUCUACGGAGAACUGUCCACCAACCUGUUCAAGCUAGAAAAGAUGUCCGAUAUGUUCUGUCAUCCUAGAUUCAGGAAAACCUCCGGAAGCUGCUUGAAGAGACUUAAACGCAGCCGGUCGUGUGUCGGUCUGUCCCGACAGAAGCUUUAUCUUCAAUUAUUUAUGUCGGUUGAACUGUGCAGAUCAGCAGUGAUCAGAUGCGAUCUGACGCCAAAGCUCGUUCAAGACAGCUCUCUUCAGCUGGUGUGAACUUUUAACUGAAAUCGUGCAAUAAGAACUUCUUUCCCCCUUUUCCCACUCAGGACUAUUUUAUCGCUCUUUUUAGACAAGACGUUGUGCUGGAGGGUAACUGGAGGGUAAACUGAAGCAGCAUGUUAGUGUUAGUGAAGCGUGUGUGUACUAUUUAUCUGAGAGCAUUUAUUUUGCAUUUCACCAUGGUGGGAUUUUUACUUAAGGUCCAAAGGUCCUGUUUCAUUGUUUUCCAAACAUGUCAGAAAAGGUCAACUUGUGCUGUUUAAUGUUCUUUUCUUAGAAUUAAAUUGCCAAUAAAUUAUAUUUAUGUCAUGUACAUAAGUCACUCAGCAGGGGAUGUGUGUAUGAUGUCUUUUAAUUACAUUUACAGCCAAUUUUCACUGAUAGUGUGUGAUAUUUGUGAAUACAGUUCGGCUGCACAUGAGUGUGAAAACAUGUUGAAUCCAUCUGCAAAAGAGAGUAAAACAUCUGGGUUUAAUCUGUGUUUUUAUUGUAAAUAUGGAUUUUUGACUAAAACUGUCUGUAAUCAUAUAGAUUAUAGAUUACAGGAUUAUUCGCUCGUAUAACUGAAGAGAUUUUCAACUAAUUUAAAAUGUCCUGUUUUUCCCUUCGUCAGCGUCAGAGAACAUUUCCACUGUAACUUUGAUUUUGUUUCAGGAGCAAUAGAAGCUCGUGUUUUCAGCGGUGGUAAACCCACACUGUGCCUUUCUACAUCGCUUUAUAACUACAUCGCAGUUGUGAAAUAAAAAGCUCUGAUGCAUAUCUUCAAGAGUAUUUCUAUUUCUUGAGAGCAGUUCUGACAUAAACUCAAACAAAUGGAGGCAAACAACUAAACCUAAUCAGAAUUAUAAGUUACAGAGGUGUUUGAAUCCCAGUUGC